This is a messenger RNA of Ostrinia nubilalis (European corn borer), 6088 nucleotides long. It is a transcript of the gene vkg, whose product is annotated as collagen alpha-2(IV) chain-like. Bases 12 to 5417 code for a protein of 1801 amino acids. Gene Ontology annotation, biological process: extracellular matrix organization. Lineage: Eukaryota; Metazoa; Arthropoda; Insecta; Lepidoptera; Crambidae. Gene Ontology annotation, cellular component: basement membrane; collagen trimer. Gene Ontology annotation, molecular function: extracellular matrix structural constituent conferring tensile strength. The transcript has 15 exons. The record is from RefSeq and is a predicted model, not a curated record.
ACGGCGCAGCCAUGUCGGGCCCGGCGCGUGCGCCUCCCAUCGCGCUCCGGCUCGUGCCCGUUACGCUUCUUCUUCUUCUAUGGAACCCUCAGCUAUCUUCAGCAGUAGUAUGCAAUCAAACAGUUUGCAAUUGUGCCGGACUGAAGGGGGAUCGCGGAACUCCGGGGCCACCUGGAGCGCCUGGACCGCAGGGGGACUACGGCGAGGAUGGCCCCGAGGGUCGGAUGGGGAGAUUAGGCCUACCAGGCGACUUCGGUGAGCGCGGAGAUUACGGUGACAAAGGAGAACGGGGGGUCGAUGGUCAUUACGGGCCACGAGGAUAUCAAGGCCCUCAGGGACUUCAAGGUUAUGAAGGUGAUAGAGGAAUACCAGGGUUAGAUGGUUGCAGUGGUGUUGAUGGAGUAGUAGGUCCUCCUGGCAGGAGAGGUAUCCCUGGCGACCGAGGGUUUCCUGGUCUUGAAGGAGAGAAAGGUCUGCCGGGAUUGGCGGGUGAAGGAGGCUCAAACUCUAGAGGUUCAAAAGGAGAUCAAGGAGAUUAUGGCCGCCCAGGGACUCCUGGCUCACCUGGGCCUGAAGGUUGGAGAGGAGAUAGUGGCUUACCCGGUGAAGAAGGAGACCAGGGACUAAUGGGCGUACGAGGAGAAGCGGGGUAUAGAGGAGAUUAUGGUGACGAUGUGGUUGGUCCUCCAGGACAAAAAGGAGACCAAGGUGAAACCGGUGAACCAGCAAGACGACCAUCCGUAAUUGUCGACAACGAAGUGCAACAAAAUAUAACAAUAAUCGCUAAAGGAUAUAAAGGAGAGAAAGGAUUGAGAGGACAACGCGGUGAAAAGGGUAUCAAAGGAAUAACCGGGUCCGUUGGUGCGCCGGGUUCCCCGGGUAUCAAUGGUAUACAGGGACUAAAAGGAGAACAGGGUAUAGAUGGCCCUAGAGGUAAACCAGGGCAUAGAGGUCAAGACGGACCACCCGGACUAAAAGGCGACAAAGGUGCUCCAGGAUAUGUUGGCCAAGACGGUUUAGAUGGUACACCUGGAGGAAGAGGUGAAGAUGGACGGCCAGGAAGUCCUGGUGUACAAGGCCCGAUGGGAGAACCUGGCAUAUACGAUCCUAGUUUGAAUGAACCAUUACUGCCAGGUUCGUCUGGGCCACAAGGUCCUCCAGGGCUAACAGGUCCAAAAGGAGAAGCGGGUUUAGACGGACUGCGUGGUUAUCCAGGUAUUAUAGGUUUACCUGGGUUGCCUGGAAGGAAAGGAAACCCUGGACGACCUGGAAAUCCUGGUAUUUCACCCAAAGGAGAACCAGGAAACGAUGGUUUCAAAGGAUUACCCGGCCCACGCGGUCCAUCUGGGUACAUCGGUCUUCCUGGACCUAUGGGGGUUAAAGGGUUUAAAGGAGCAACAGUAGUAGGCCCUGACGGUGAAGGCGGUAUGCCGGGCUUAGAUGGCUUACCCGGAAUGCGUGGUGAUCGUGGUGAGCCAGGAUAUAUGGGUCCAGCUGGAUAUCCAGGAAUUGGGUGGCGUGUAACUGGCCCUAUAGGUGAACCGGGUGAACCAGGGCCUCCUGGACCCGUCGGAGAGCCUGGUCGUUCAGGACGUCCAGGUUUCUUUGGACCUAAAGGUGAACGAGGAGAUGACUGCCCCUAUUGCAAAUCAGGACUACCUGGAGCAAAAGGACAAAGAGGCGAUGACGGUUUCCCUGGACUCAAAGGAGUGCCUGGACCAGAAGGUUUACCAGGAGCACGCGGCGUUAAUGGCCUUCCCGGUAACUCUGGAAUCCCAGGACCUAAAGGGCCAAAAGGCAAUAAGGGACAAUCUGGCAUGGCUGGUCCGCAAGGGCCUAGAGGACAACAUGGCAUUGUUAAAAUUCCGCCAAAAUCACUAACAAAAGCAGACCGCGGACCUCCGGGAGAUGUAGGUUUUAUUGGGAGGGUCGGUUUACGUGGAGAUCAAGGGUGGCCAGGUCAUCCCGGGGACUAUGGACCGAAAGGGAUUAAGGGGCGUUUGGGUGAUUAUGGCUUCCCUGGAUUGCCUGGUCGAAACGGCACCCGAGGCCGAGACGGUGCGCCAGGAUGGCCUGGUGCACCCGCUGAUAUACCAGCCGCCUUCCUCUUUGGUGAAAAGGGAGAUAUGGGCUUGAAAGGAGACGCCGGUGAGGCAGGAGAUGACGGUACGCCUGGUGAAGCAGGAGAAUCUGUAGGAACGAAUUUGGAUGUCAAAGGUUUCAAAGGAGUUGUUGGUUUUCCCGGAAUUAAAGGCAUCCGCGGAAGGAAAGGUGACCGUGGUGACAUGGGUUACGAUGGAUUCCCAGGAAUAAGAGGUGAUGCAGGUUUUCCUGGUGGUACUAUACCUGGCUCCGUUGGUGUGAGAGGUCACAGAGGUGAAAAGGGAGACUUUGGACCUUACGGAGAACCUGGUGCAACUGGUCAACAAGGCCCUACAGGAUUUCAUGCUGGUAAAGGACAGAAAGGAUCACGGGGAGAUAUUGGAGCAUCCAUCAUUGUAGGUGAACGUGGUAUUGAUGGAACACCAGGUGAACCAGGUGAUAUAGGAGAAGCUGGAUAUUCUGGUUCUCCUGGACGUAUGGGCAUAAUUGGGCCUAAGGGUGAAGUAGGACCACCAGGUGACGCAGGAUUUGAUGGACCAGUGGGACCCCCGGGCCGAAAAGGAAUCCCUGGAAUAGAAGUGCAAGGCGCACGUGGCAUACCUGGUCGACCAGGGUUACCAGGAGUAGUUGGACUUAUCGGAGAUCCAGGAAUGCAAGGACCUCAUGGCUUACAGGGAGAUGAAGGGCCAAAAGGAAUGAAAGGAGAAGCAGGUCGACGAGGUUUUCGUGGGCGCCCGGGAGAUGAAGGUUCUAUAGGAUUCCCUGGUUUUCCAGGUGGAAUCGGAAGUCCAGGGUUACCAGGAGAAGAUGGUGAUACUGGAGAAGCUGGCCCGACAGGUUUCCCUGGACGUCCUGGAAGACAAGGCUUGAUUGGGGCCCCAGGAAUCAAAGGCUUCCGCGGUGAUAUUGGACUUCCAGGACCUGUCGGUAUGGAUGGAUGGCCUGGUCUAAAAGGAGAAAUCGGUGAUAUGGGACUGCCCGGGUUAAAAGGUCUUCCAGGCGAUAGUGGAAUUAUAGGAAUGAAAGGAGAUUAUGGAGAAGCUGGUUAUGAUGGAAGAAUAGGUAGACCUGGUUAUAAAGGAUCAGCCGGAGAAAAGGGAGAUAGGGGCUUUCCAGGCCAAACUGUGGUAGGAGAUGCUGGUCUCAAGGGUUCUGAAGGUGACGAAGGAUACCCGGGUUUAGAUGGAGUUGUUGGACCAAAGGGAAUUAUGGGUGACCGUGGGUAUGAUGGUGAUCGGGGUUUAACUGGAGAUAAAGGUUUUCCUGGCAUACCCGGACCGCCAGGAAGACGUGGAUUUAAUGGAGUAAAAGGCGCAAGAGGUUACCAAGGUUCAAUUGGGUUUAAGGGUAUUACAGGAGACAAGGGAAUGGAGGGAGAACCAGGUAAAAUGGGCAUGCCUGGGCUUCCAGGAGAUCAAGGGUAUGUCGGUUUACCUGGGCUACAAGGAGAAACAGGACCAAAAGGAGAGCGUGGUGAACCCGGUCCUAGUGCAUAUUUACCUGCCUCGAAGGGUGACUUAGGAGACAUCGGAAUGGACGGUUUACCUGGAAUUCCAGGAGAACCAGGGGAAACUGGUUACUUUGGAUUGAAAGGAAAUCAAGGUAUCAGAGGUGACACAGGUGAAACAGGAAUGACAGGAGAUUCAGGAUUUGAUGGGGCAAAAGGAAUGAUUGGCGACAUAGGCCCACCUGGACUUCCUGGUUUACCUGGACAAAAUGCCAGACAAGGUGAGAAAGGUAGACCGGGUAUAGAUGGUCUCCCUGGAUGGCCUGGUCCAAUGGGCCAAAAAGGAGCUCCUGGUGACUUCGGUAUUGAAGGUCCUAUUGGAGCACCUGGUAUGCCUGGUCUAGUCUUUGAAGGACCAAAGGGAAUGAAAGGCAUGGACGGACUACCAGGGCAACGUGGUCUUCCUGGGGCACCUGGUGCUCCAGGAAUGGAAGGUGCUCCCGGUGAACCCGGAUUUAAGGGGGAUAUUGGUGAACCUGGUUAUGCAAUCAGUCCAAAAGGUGUACAAGGAAAUCCUGGAUGGGACGGUUUAGUAGGGAUGACUGGUCUUAGAGGCGAUGCAGGAGAUAGCGGUUCUAAUGGAUAUCCCGGACCACAAGGAUUGAGAGGAUUGAAAGGAGAAAUCGGCGAUGAAGGUCAACAAGGACCUACUGGUUCACCAGGGCCGGACGGUAUAAAGGGUGACACAGGUGACCCUCUUCCAGAAUCAGAAAUUUUACCUGGAAUGACCGGUGAUGUGGGUCCAUCUGGUUUUGAUGGCCGUCCAGGCUCUGAUGGUAUGCCUGGGUCAUUUGGAAAAAACGGAUUGCCCGGUUUAAAAGGUAUGAGAGGAGACGUGGGCUUUGUCGGUCCUGUUGGGCAACCGGGAGCACCAGGGUUCCAAGGUAUCAAAGGUCGCCAAGGUGAAAGAGGUUACGAAGGCUUACGGGGAAGUAUAGGUCUCCCAGGAUUACCAGCACCGCCACCUCCCGUGCCAAGAUCAAGAGGAUUUUAUUUCACUUUACAUUCUCAAACAAGUAUGAUCCCGCAGUGUCCAGAUGGCACCUCACCUCUCUGGAAUGGAUUUUCUUUAAUUCAUAUUGUUGCAAAUGCAAAAGCUCAUGGACAAGACUUAGGUGCACCAGGAAGCUGUUUGAGAAGGUUCUCAACUAUGCCAUACAUGUUUUGUAAUUUGAACAAUGUCUGUGAUUUCGCACAGAGAGAGGACUAUAGUUUUUGGUUAUCUACACCAGAACCAAUGCCCAUGGCCAUGACACCAAUACAGGCUAGAGACGUUGGAAGCUACAUAUCCAGAUGUCAAGUUUGUGAAUCACCAACGAGAACCAUUGCUAUCCAUAGUCAAAGUACCGACGUACCUUCCUGUCCCAACGGUUGGGAAAGGUUGUGGAUCGGAUAUAGUUUCCUUAUGCAUACAGCGGGCGCGGAUGCAGCAGGGCAGAGCCUGAUUUCUCCCGGGUCUUGUCUUCGCGACUUCCGUACGAGACCUUUCAUCGAGUGCAACGGGCUGGGCCGAUGCAACUACUUCGCAACUGCCGUCUCGUAUUGGCUUUCGACCAUUAACGACGCAAGAAUGUUUGAUAAGCCUGAGCAGCAGACACUUAAAGCUGACCAAGUAUCUAAAAUUAGCAGAUGUUCCGUCUGUAUGAGGCGACCACCAGGUUGGAAUUCGGGACAAGGUUCAUUCCCGAGUGGAGACGUAAACUCGGUGCCAAACGCGGUGGUGCGCCGCCCUGCGUACCGGCGGCCGCGCCUACGCGGCGAGUACCGGCGCGGCGGCCGCUUAGUGCGGGGAAGACCCAGGCAAUAACAACACCAUCACAAGCACAACAUUAAUCCCAUGUGAUACGCCGUAGAAUUCAAUUCACAGCAUUACUAUAGGUAUUCGAACAAGUUAAGUCAUUAUUUUUUGGUAAAAACUACCGCUUUGUUGAGUAGGUAUGUACAAAAACUAUAUUCACUGCCAAAGGCUGUUAUUGAGCGCUCCAUGUUCCAAUAAUAGUAACUUAGUUAAUAUUUUUAAAAUAAGAUAAUUAUGUAACUCGCCGGCUUUUAUUUAUACCAUUAAAAUACAGAAAGGUCUACAUUUUACAAGCUUUAAGCUUUAUCAUUUCCUUUUUCUAUUCAAAUGAAUAAUUUAAACGUUAUUUGAGAGUUCAGAAAUAUAACACUGGCAUAUAAUUAUAUUUAUUUUUUUACACAAUAAUGAGAGACCAGUAGGCCAGAAGUUAAGUAAAGCACAGAAGUAAAGAAUCAAAGGCACAUUGCAUUACAUAAAGUAAAAUGAUAUUUCAGAUGAAUUAUUUUCUUAAUAAAUUAUUAUUUAGUAAAAAAACUACUUUCUUCGUGCUGUAUGAUACCUAGUCUCAUUCAUGUAGAUUAAUAAAUGAACCGCAUUAAUUAAAAUGUAUUUGUAGACAGGUAAUUAAAUAAUGUAAAUAAAUAUUUAGUUUUGUAUGUUAAUAAACAAUGAUACAACUA